Molecule: messenger RNA, 1245 nt
Organism: Apodemus sylvaticus (European woodmouse)
Lineage: Eukaryota; Metazoa; Chordata; Mammalia; Rodentia; Muridae
Gene: Zc3h11d
Product: chromosome 20 C12orf50 homolog
Exons: 12
Coding region: 1-1245 (414 amino acids)
Source: RefSeq, a predicted model, not a curated record
AUGGAAAUGCAGCAAAACUGCAGCAUUUCAUGCUUCUGGGAAACCCAACCUCUGGGUUGUGUGAAGAUCAGUUGUAUCUUUUACCACAGCAAACCCCGAAAUAUCAAUGGAUUAUUUUUGCCACCAAGUAGCAAUACCACCUUACAGAAAGAAAGUCAGGAAGGAAGCCCACCCCCAACCCAGAGUCAGGAACCUCUGAAACCCAUGGAGAAUGUAUCAAGACCCAUUCAUCAUCCAUUAGUUUUAAAAACUAACUUUGAAGAAGAGGAGGAGGAGGAAGAGGAACCAAAUGAUGCUUCUAGUUUAUGGACAAAGACUCCUGAAGAAAUUGAAGAGAAAAGAGCAAUAAAGGAGAUGUGUUAUAAAUCUGGUGAAUACUAUAGAUUCCAUGCUCCUCCAGACAUCCCAUCAUCAAAAAGCGUAGCUCCGACAGUGGAGAAAGAAUUAGAAAAGCCUUUGGAAAAUGGCACUGAAUUACAAGAAGGCGAUGGUCUUACAGUUCCAACAAAGUUUAGCCUAUUUGAAAGGGCGGGAGAGGCAAAAACAUCAUUGGAUAGGAAACCAAGGACUGACAUUGCUGCUUUUGAAAAUGGAGGAGGUGACUGCUAUGCUCCACAGAGGAUCAUAUUUCUUGGAGUGGAUGAAAGUGAAGCAUUAGCUGAAGACAAAGAAACCACCUCAAAAUGUUCAAAUGCCAAAGAAAGCAAGAAUGGUCUUCAUCCGAAGCAUCCUCUAACUACUCGCCUAGUGCCUACGACACACGUGCUGAAUGCCACUGAGAAUAUCAGCAUGAAGUGCAGAGAGAACCCCUCUUCAAUGAAUGAUGUCCAGCCAGUGAGGAAGCCUCAUUUCAAAGGUGUGAAGAAAAGAAAAUGGAUAUAUGAUGAACCCAAGAACUUUACUGGCUCUGGAAUGCGAAGAGCAGUGCACAUCCCAAAUCCCAAACAUAAAAUGAGUUACCAUCAUCAUAAUAAAAACCGGAAUGCCGAGAACGCCUCCUAUACGCAUGCUCAAAGAGAUGCAGUAAGAACUGUCACACUGAACGCCCCUCCCCGAAGCAGGCCUACAAGCGGGUCCUACAACAAAACUGAUGUCAACAAGGAACCCAAACUCAACCUCUGUCCAGAUAAACAUAUGUCAACAUCAUAUAAUGGUUCAGCCUGGCGAAGAAGAAUUCCUUUUUCAAAAACUUAUUCAAAAACUGAAAAGGUAUAUCCAGAGCCAAGAAGAAAUGGGAGUAAGUAA